AUGGCUUGUUGGGCACUGCAAAUCACAGGACUAAUACUUGGAGGCAUCGGCAUGAUUGGGACUUUUGCAAUCACUGCCAUGCCUCAGUGGAGAGUGUCUGCUUUCAUUGAAGGUAACAUUGUGGUGUUUGAGAACAUCUGGGAAGGACUAUGGAUGAAUUGUGUCUAUCAAGUCAACAUCAAGAUGCAGUGUAAAUUCUAUGACACCGUACUAGCACUCCCACCUAUUUUAGAAGUAUCCAGAGGACUGAUGUGUUUUGCUGUGAUGCUGUCCGUUAUUGCCUUUCUGACAGCCAUUACUGGCAUGAAGUGCACUGUGUGUGUUGGGGAUAACAAGCAAGUCAGGAGUAACAUUCUGCUGGCAGCUGGGAUCAUUUUUAUCCUAACUGGGAUUCUAAUUUUGAUACCUGUGUCUUGGACUGCAAGCAACAUUAUUGGAGACUUCUAUAAUCCAGCAGUUCACGCAGGAUUGAAACGAGACCUGGGAGCUGCCCUCUACUUAGGCUGGUUGAGCUCAGCAUUUCUCAUGAUUGGAGGAGCAAUAUUUUGUAGCUUUUAUAGCUGUGCUGAUAAACCCAGAACAUGGAGGUAUUCAUCACAUUCCUGCCAUAGACCGCACAAGUUUGAGCAUGUGGAAAUGAAAUCCACAACCAAGCACGCUUAUGUCUAG
Emys orbicularis (European pond turtle) is the source of this 669-nucleotide messenger RNA. Its product is annotated as claudin-8-like. Gene Ontology annotation, cellular component: bicellular tight junction; plasma membrane. The transcript has a single exon. Gene Ontology annotation, molecular function: structural molecule activity. Bases 1 to 669 code for a protein of 222 amino acids. The record is from RefSeq and is a predicted model, not a curated record. Lineage: Eukaryota; Metazoa; Chordata; Testudines; Emydidae. Gene Ontology annotation, biological process: cell adhesion; bicellular tight junction assembly.